ACAGCCUUUGCUCGCUUCGCCACCGGGAGUCAAAUGAAAGGAAAUGUUUGUUCCUGCCUGCCAAAAAGUGUACGUCACGUAUUGCAUAAAAAUACUUAAUAUGUAGAUAAUAUUUUUAGCCAAGGAGGCUGUAACAAAUUGUCGAGAGGCUGAAAAUUUUUAGCUGUACAGCUAUAUAAACAACCUUCAUGGCUGACAUACUUGUGCACUAUCCUCUUCCUCAAUGGCCUCUCCAAUCUCCUUCGUACUGCUCGCUCUCUGUCUUGUCUUCACUCUUGCUCCUUGGGCUGCCAACGCUCACGGUCGCUUGAUCAUCCCUAUUGGUCGUGAAGGCUCUACUGAUGCUCCCAUCACCACGCUUCCUUGCAAUAGUCUCAAUUCCUCCAGUCCGGUGGCCACUUACGUGCAAGGAAGCAAAGUUCAGCUCUCCUGGACCAUUACCGAAGUUCAUGAUGCCACUUCUACCUGCUACAUUGACAUCUCAAAAGGAACAGAUGACUCUUCUUUCACCAAGCUCGCAACGCUUGAACAAUGCGCUUCAUACCUCGGUACUUAUGUCGCUAACGUUGAUCUUCCAUCUGAAUGGGACGGUCAAGGCACUCUUCGCUGGUGGUGGCAUGUACAGAGCCUCAACGUGACAUUCGCCACUUGCUCCGAUAUCACUCUUGUCAAGUCCAGCUCAUAAAGCGAAUACUUUUACCUUUUCUUAUUAUUAUAAGCUAUUAAAAGGCAAUAAAUGCAUGUACUCUAAUGCUAUCAUCGAACACUCUCAUUUCUUUUUUAUUUUCAUGUAAACCUUUCAAAGCAUCACCCCCCAGAACUCUUUCUAUCCAUAAAUAAACAUGUCAUUUCCACCUCGUCAUCGAUCUGAUCUGAUGCAGUAUGAAA
Umbelopsis ramanniana AG is the source of this 888-nucleotide messenger RNA. RefSeq lists its product as uncharacterized. The transcript has 3 exons. Lineage: Eukaryota; Fungi; Mucoromycota; Umbelopsidomycetes; Umbelopsidales; Umbelopsidaceae. Bases 224 to 685 code for a protein of 153 amino acids. The record is from RefSeq and is a predicted model, not a curated record.